AUGACGCAGGGUGACUCCUCCAUCUCAGAGUACUGCCAGUGCAUGAAGAAUCUCACCAACGCCCUCCGCGACAUUGGCCACCCCGUCAAGGAAUCGCAAUUGGUGCUGAAUCUCCUCCGUGGCAUCAAUCUGCGCUACUCCAACACCACCGAUGACAUCACCAACUCCACUGCCAUCUUCCCCACCUUCGCUCAAGCCUGGGACAUGCUCGCCUUGAAGGAGCUCCGGCUCGCCAACGAGGAGAAGGUCACCAACUCCACCGCACUCCUCGCGGGGACCGGCUCGACCUCUUCCUCCUACAACAGCCCAAGCGGAUGCCGCUUGACGUCCGGCUCCAUCCAGACCGGCAGCUUCCAGCUGAAGAAGACCGGCGGUGGCGGCGGCAAAAAGAAGUGGAAGGGCAAACAGGCCAACGGUAGCUUCCAGUCGCAGGCCAGUGGCCCGCCUCACCCAACCAGCCCGUGGAUCUGUUUCAGCCUAGGGACCGGUGCUUACGCCAACGCGGCCGAGCAACAGCCCGCAAGCUAG
This is a messenger RNA of Setaria italica (foxtail millet), 528 nucleotides long. RefSeq lists its product as uncharacterized. The transcript has a single exon. The coding region runs from base 1 to 528 and encodes 175 amino acids. NCBI's taxonomy places the organism in Eukaryota, Viridiplantae, Streptophyta, Magnoliopsida, Poales, Poaceae. The record is from RefSeq and is a predicted model, not a curated record.